Molecule: messenger RNA, 795 nt
Organism: Botrytis porri
Lineage: Eukaryota; Fungi; Ascomycota; Leotiomycetes; Helotiales; Sclerotiniaceae
Exons: 1
Coding region: 1-795 (264 amino acids)
Source: RefSeq, a predicted model, not a curated record
AUGACCAACUCCAGCCACCAGUACGACACCAUCCAACGCCCCUACGACUACAUCCGCACCUCCUCCAUCGCUUUGAUUGAGCGCUCAAAUGUACACAGCGCACUCACACCAUACAUCCACAAUGCACGAAUCCUCGAGCUCGCCUGCGGCAGCGGUUUCUACACCCACGCCUUCCAAACCUGGGGCGCGCAAUCCGUUCUCGGGGUGGACAUCAGCACCGUGAUGAUUUCAUCCGCGCCGCGUCUCGCAAACAUUUCUUACAUGCAAGGCGAUUGUUCUAUUCCGACGCCAUACUUUCGCGACGAGGACGAAGCCUUCGAUAUCGUGUUUGCGGCGUGGCUUUUGAAUUAUGCGGGGGAUCGACGGGGACUGGUGGAUAUGUUUCGCAAUAUCGCGAUGAAUUUGAAAGAAGGGGGGAGAUUUGUAGGGGUGACUGUACCGCCGACUUCUGAUCCGCGGGGGUCUGUGAGUGCGGAGGCGAGCGCGAGACCGAUGAGUAGGGGUGGGAGUGGAUAUUUGGUGUAUGAACAUAUUCGGGAUGUGGAGGAGGGGAUUUAUUUUCGCGUGCGUGGGGAUACGCCGGUGGGGGAGUUAGAGUUUGAGUGUUAUCAUUUGAGGAGGGAGGUGUAUGAGGAGUGCGCGCGCGAGGCAGGGUUGAAGGGGAAGUUGGAGUGGGGGGUUACGGAGGUGCCGGAGAGGUGGUUGAGAGGGGAGGGAGAGGGAGGAGCGAGUUUGCAGGAGUUGGAGAGUUAUAGGGAGAUUCCCAAUUAUGGGAUUUUGGUUAUUGAGAAGUAG